Molecule: messenger RNA, 4754 nt
Organism: Salvelinus namaycush (lake trout)
Lineage: Eukaryota; Metazoa; Chordata; Actinopteri; Salmoniformes; Salmonidae
Gene: ccdc162
Product: coiled-coil domain-containing protein 162
Exons: 14
Coding region: 476-2440 (654 amino acids)
Source: RefSeq, a predicted model, not a curated record
CUCAAAGGAUGUACCCAUGGAGAAGUUUUCUGGUGUGUCAUGGAUUGCACUCUGUAGACAUUUGGGGCAUCCCACCCAUUGAGUACUGCAUGCAGCUGUGUCUGAGUGGGCUGGGUGACCGCAGCAGGAUGGAGGCCAAUGGAGCGAUCCUGGGCGUGUCUCUACUAAUGGAGGAUGUCUUGAACAGCGGAGGGAGGGGGGCAGCACCGCUACGUCUCCAUGACAACAAGGCGGGGGACUCACGUGGAAAGCCCGAGGAAGUAUAUUUACAUACGUGUUAGAAGAUCUUUUCUUUGGGGUGUGUUAAAAUAUAUGGGUUACUAGGUACAUAAUUGCAUUCAAAACACAUGUAGGCCUAAACAUGUAUGUAACAUGUGUUUACCGCCAGAAAAAGCACCUUGUAAGCAACGCCGUGAACAGGUUUUUUGCACUGGCUGACAGUAUUGUGUCUUAAUACUAGGAGGAUGGUAGCAGUAUGGAUGACAGUGUUGAUGAAGAAGAGAAGGGGAUCUCCUCUGGUCCCCUCCAGGACCCUCUCCAGGUGCUGUCUGUGUUGAAGGGGUUCCUGCUCCUAACCAAACAGCUGGAGGUGUUUAAGGAGAGCUGGGGAAGGCGACAGCUAGGGGUGGAACAGAUCAAUACCAUGAAGAUCCACAGGCACUUCUCAAGACUCUACAGAGCAGACAUCCAGUACCCAAGUAUGAGAGCCCUGGCUCAACAGAUGGGUAAAGAGAAGGACUUUGAGGCUCUGCUGUCUGACAGCCAGCCUCUACUGCCUCCUGCAGGAGCUUCCGAGGUUCACAUCAAGACAUUCCAAUUGCUCAGGCUGCUGGAGAGUACAGAGUGUGAUAUGAUCCGAGCGGUACAGAGGAGGAUCACAAGAGAGCUGACCCUGGUGAUUUCCGAGCGGGCACGCCAAGACACAGGCCUCCCCACAGAGUUGUGGAAGCAAGGCCCCAUGAAGCACAGUCUGUCCCCAGAGAGACCUCAGUUAGUGGAGAGCUUCACCCAGCAGCUAAUGGAGUGUGCUGAGCAGACGGAGGAGGGACAGCUGACCUUCCCCACGGCCCACCUCCAGCGGUGUCUGUCCACUCUGGGCCGUUCUGUGAUGGAGAGAGAGCGCAGCAGCUUCCUCCUCUACUCCCAGUUCUAUGAACAGAUCUUACGGCAGGAGAGCCAGCUGCUCUACCGCAGAGAACAGGAUGUGAAGAACCUUGAGGCGUCCCAGUCCCAGACCAUCAACCCUUACAGCGAGGUCAGUGGGCUCUGUCGUGGGAUGAUGUUGCAGACCACAGCCCUGCGUACCCGGGUCACCCAAUUGGAGGAGGAGCAGAGAGGUCUGGAGCAGCAGAUCAGCCUAAAAUACAGACAACGCUAUGACUCCCUGGUCCGACAACUUUUCUCCACCUGCAUUCAACUGAAGGCCAGGCUUGAUGAGUACCACGUGCGAAUGGACCAGGAUGUUACUCAGCUGGUGAGCAAAGUGAGGAGAGAGGGAGUGGAUAACAUCAUCAAGCUAAAGAAAUUUGGCUCCACUAAAGGCAAUGAAGCUCUUCUUACGACACAGUCGGAGAAGCAGGAGCUCCAUGACCUGAGCAUGGAGAACAGUCUGCUGACUGGCCUGCUGUCUAAGUUGAAGGCACUGGGCCACUGGAGACAGGUGGUUGGACAGGGCAAGUUGCACCGUAGAUUGCUCCACAGCCAGCAGAGGGAGAUGUCCUGUCAGAGGGAGGCACUGAGAAUGAAGAUGAUGUCAGAGGAGGAAGUGAUCGUACUGAAGCAGGAACUGGAAGUCACUCAGCGGGCCAUGACACAGUGUCAGACGGAGUACAACCGCACCAAGAGACUGCUCACCAAACAGAGCACAGAGCUCCAUGAGGUGAGGCAUCACUCUGCUCAGGAGGUCCAGAGCAGACAGGAGCUGGACAGCUACCACCUGCAGAGCCUGGAGCAGCUGAGAGAGGGCGUGGGGGACAGAGACAGACAGCUCCAAGACCUCAGGACUCAGCUGGACAGGAGCAGCAGAGACAGACAGCUACUGAGACAACGCAGUGCCAAAGACAUCAGACAGGUGAAGGGCCAGCUUCAUCAGGAACGCAGCCUCAAACAGGAGGCUUUCCAGCGGGUGGACAAGCUGCAGAGCCAGGUGGAGGACGUUGAGACGGCUCUCUCCAGGUGUACCUCCACAGCAGGGCGACGCCAGACAUCCUGUUACACUUUCCCUCACAACAGAUCCAGCAUCAGAAAUCCAGAACACGCUGGCCCACAGCAGGACGAUAGCAAGAGGGAUUCUACCACCCAGCUGGAGAGACCCAAAACAGACCCGUCUCGCCUGCGUAUCCUCACCACGGAGGCCCUGCUACCAAACCUCACCGAUGGAGGCCCAACCUCCACCAGUCUCCUCACACACCUUCAGCAGCUGAGACUCGACCAUCAGUAAAAAUGAAGCUGUUCUUGUAGAAAAAUGUCAACCAUGUUGUCGCAAGUAAUGAAAACAAACGUUUAUUGAUGAAAAUGAUCUAGAUGAUACACAGUAUGUGAAGGACCUUUAUACACCUGGGCCGCUAAAACAACAAAAACAUUGUAAAACAGUGGUAAGACACCUUGUUUAAAGCUAUAACUUGGUGUGAUCUCAUUGUUGCAGAUGCUACCAUACAAAUGUAGUAAGACAAACCAAAUAUAAAAGAGUUGAGACAGAACUACAUAGGCCCAGUGUAUCCAGGCUUAAUACACACACACACACACACCUUUAAAAAGGUUAUUGUAGAGGAAACAACCUUACAUUUUAUGGAUAAAUCAGGUUAAGAAUGACUGUUAAUCUCUUCACUCACAUGCAGGGGGAUUUUUUGUGUGACUUGAGCAGAAACAUGGUCAGCCUGGUCUCAGACCUGUUUAUGCUGUUUUGCCAACGCCUACAGUCAUUGGAAUUUAACCAUCUGACUUGGCUAAAAAGCACAAACUUAUCUGGGACCAGGCUAUAAUGUGGGGAUGAUCAAUAGGUUAAAUCAUAGCAUCCUCUGAACAGUCUAAUAUUUGUGGCAUGUUCAUCACAUUAGAAACUACACCAGAUAAUAGAAGGAAAUUAAAAAAGUGUUGCGUGGAAGAAUACAAAAAGAGUUCUGACAAUACAAAUAAAAUAUCACAAAACACACUCGUUUGAUGCAUAUUUUGGAAGUUAACACACAAAAAUGUUUCAAACUAUCCAUCUGGGGUGCUAAUCAUGUUUUCAACCAUGCAAAAUUUGCACCGGUCUUUCCCCCACAAAAUGGAAUACAACUGUAGAAUAAACUGUACAGGGAUUCAGAGAAGAACUUGAGGUCAAAUAAAGAAAUUGUCUUUUACUUUUUAACAGGAUGCAAACUAUGCCCUUAAGAUCCAAGUCUGGCCCUCAAUUUCUACAACAGAAUCUUAGACCCAUGAAUUAAGGCUGGACUCCAAUCCGAUUAUGCUUUGUCGACAAUGUACCAUUUAAUUGAACCAAUUUUUGCAGCCUUUACAUAGCCUUUAAAAGCUGCAUUGUCUACAACUCACGAUCGGAUUGAAUCCCAGCCUUCAUUUCUACAGCACAAGCUGACCGAAUAAUUAAAUCUUGUUCUACACACUUCCAAAUCCAAACAGAUUUUCAACUAAUACUCAAAUCAGAGAAAAAAAAAGUCAAACGAUAGGUAGGUUAUUGAUAAUUAGAUCUAUUGAGGACAUGGAAUUUAAUGUGUCAGUACCAACACUGCCAUAAAACACAAUAAUACUGAACGGUAUAUCAGUCCUGACUAACCCCACUCUAUAACCAUGACUUUAAAGUGACUGUUCCAUGUGAGGACUGGUAGAUUGGUGUAUCUUUUACACAUGAGCCCGAUUCACACUAUAGAGCCGAACCAAAAACCAAGCAGAGCUGUACAGUACAGUUUGGGUGGAACCUGUAGUGUGAAGUAGGCAAUACAGUACAAGUAAUGGUCAGCACUUAUUGAUACAGCGUCUUGUCUACAUCCCAAAUGGCACCCCAUUCCCUUUAUAGUGCACUACUUUUGACCAGAGCCCUAAAAUGGGCCCUUGUCAAAAGUAGCGCACUAUCUAGGGGAAUAGGGUCUUAUUUUGGAGGUAGGCAUGUUUUACAAACCCUGAGACACAGCAGGCAACUUCUGAGCAGUGUCUACGUAGUGCCAAGAGGAAAAUAUAAAGAUGAACACUAAAAUGACAACUUAUAGACAGGACCAUGAUUGAUUAUUAGUUGACACGAUCAGUUUCAAACCUGAUCAACUCUCAUCCCCAGAAGCUACGGUAUGCCCACGUUCCCUGACCUGCAGGAUUCACUGGACUCAAACAGAUCAAUAACUAGUAUUCACACAAAUGGUUCACACAGAAGUACCAUUUCUCAAAUUAGGAAAGUAGAUAAGACAACCAAAUCACCCUUCAUUUAACCAGCCAACAUUGUUGUCCGGUCUGAUACUGGUUGCAGAGUUAAAUAGCUACAUAGUAAAAUGUUCCACUCUGAUAAUGGCCUGUAGUGUGGACAUUCUAAGUUUCCUCUGAAUCUUAAAAUUCAGAUAAGGUAAUGACAUUAUCCGCUAACUCAAACCAAUGAUGACCCUAAAUAUGUAAAACCGUGCACGACAAUAACAUGUUGUAAAUCGCUCUAGCUGGGAGUCAAUGAAAAAUCUCUUUAUUAAAGAUCUUUGUCAGAACCCUCUGACCAGAAAGCAAGUGUUUAUCAUAAGGCUCCACUUUCUUUCGUUGUCAACGUGGCACAGUACUGACUU